Rhagoletis zephyria (snowberry fruit fly) is the source of this 1449-nucleotide messenger RNA. The record is from RefSeq and is a predicted model, not a curated record. NCBI's taxonomy places the organism in Eukaryota, Metazoa, Arthropoda, Insecta, Diptera, Tephritidae.
AUGUCUGAAAACAGCAAACCGGUGCUCUCGCUGUCGAACAUCAACGAGAACAUCGUCAAGAUGGAGUACGCCGUGCGGGGGCCGAUUCCGGCGCGGGCGGUGGAGCUGAUCCGCGAGCUGAAGGCGGGUGCCCAACUACCCUUCACCGAGGUGAUUCGCGCCAACAUCGGCGACUGUCACAUGAUGGGCGAGAAGGGCAUCACCUUCAUCCGCCAGGUGCUCUCCGCCUGUCUUCACCCUGAGGCCGCCCUAAAUGACCCCUCCCUCCCUGAGGACGUGAAGGAACGGGUGAGGACGUUGUUGGGCGCCUGCGGCGGCGGCUCCGUCGGCUCGUACAGCGACAGCGCCGGUAUUGAAAUCAUCCGCCGUCACGUGGCCGAGUACAUCUCUGAGCGGGAUGGGGGCGUGCCAUCUGAUUGGCAGAAUGUAGUUCUCACCUCGGGGGCGAGCGAGGGCGUCAAGGCGCUCUUUGCGCUGCUCAACUCGCCUACUGACGGCAUUCCCACUGGGAUCAUGGUUCCUAUUCCCCAGUACCCGCUGUACUCUGCGACCAUCAGCGAGCUGGGCAUGCACCAGAUCUCCUACUACCUGGACGAGGAGAACGAGUGGGCGCUGGACAUCAAUGAGCUGGACCGGGCGCUCAGAGAGGCAGAGGGCACCUGCAAGCCAAAGGUUCUGGUGGUCAUCAACCCCGGCAAUCCAACAGGCUCUGUGCUCACCAAGGAGAACAUUGCGCAGAUCAUCAAAUUUGCCCGCGCCAACAACCUGCUGAUUGUGGCGGAUGAGGUCUACCAACACAACAUCUGGAAGGAGGGCGCCGCCUUCUUCAGCUUCAAGCAGGUCAUGGCAGAGCUGGGUGUCAAGCUGGAGCUCGCCUCGCUGAUGAGCGCCAGCAAGGGCUACAUGGGCGAGUGCGGCAUCAGAGGAGGCUACAUGGAAAUGGAGCACUUUGACCCUGCGGUGAAGGCGGUCUUCUUCAAGCAGAUCAGCGCCCGCCUCUGCUCCCCGGUCAUCGGCCAGUGCGCCAUCGACUGCAUCGUCCGACCGCCCCGGGAGGGCGACCCUUCCUAUGAACUUUUUCAGAAAGAAAAGACCGCCGUCCUGGCAUCCCUGAAGGGGCGCGCCCAGCUGACCACCUCGACGCUGAACUCGCUGGAGGGCGUCAGGACGAACCCGGUGGCGGGGGCGAUGUACAGCUUUCCGCGCAUCAGCAUACCCGAGGCGGCGGUGAGGGCGGCGGAGGCGGUCGGCCAGAAGCCCGACUUCUUCUACGUGAAGGCCCUCCUCGAGGAGACGGGCAUCUGCGUGGUGCCGGGCAGCGGCUUCGGCCAGAUCCCCGGCACGUGGCACUUUCGCACCACCAUCCUCCCGCAGCCGGACACCUUCGCGCGGAUGAUGGACCGCUUCAAGGCCUUCCACCUAGGCUUUCUCCAGAAGUACCAGUCAUAG